Molecule: messenger RNA, 3075 nt
Organism: Onthophagus taurus
Lineage: Eukaryota; Metazoa; Arthropoda; Insecta; Coleoptera; Scarabaeidae
Source: RefSeq, a predicted model, not a curated record
UUACAACGUGGACGUUUUCUUUAGCCGUUUCUUUUUAAUAUAACGCGUUAAAUCCUUCGGAAAUUUCGUGUAUUUUAAGUGUAAAUGAAAAUGGGAAGCUUGGACGAGUCAUCUUCACCAAUGGAACAAGUUUCGUUAGAUUUGAUUUUUACUAGAAUUGCCCAUCAAUUAAGCGAGUAUGAGAGCAAGUAUGAGGAGGAAGAACAUCCAAGAGUAUUUAGAACUGCAAACGCCGGAGAAGAAUUCAAUUUCUUUAAACCGCGUAAUGCUGACACCAUUUAUUAUUGUCUAAUAAUGGAUCCAAAUUGUGCUGAGGAAUUGGCCACUUCUUUAAUUGAGAAAUAUGAAUUGGAUGACAAAGCGGCUACUGCUGAAAUGAUACAGUUCUUUGCUGAUGUUGCUGGAAUACAAAGUAUAAAGAUAAACGAAUAUUUUGGGAUUUGUGAUUAUAACCAGAUACUGAAAAGAAUGAUAGAUAAAAUUCCAACAAAUUAUCAGGAUUCUGGUUAUUUAUUGAUUAAGGAGGAUGCUUGGAUAAAGAAAGUGACCUCAAUCUUUACGAAAUUCGUGAAAAUAUGCGUACAUAAAUCCGAACAAAAAGGAAGUUUAUUUAAAAAUAUUUUCUCUGAGUUAUUUGAGUUUUUAAAAGUUUUUUGUAAAUCAAAAGUGCAAGUGUUUAAGCACACAGGACUCUUUUUCGUUAUCAAUUUUUCCAUCGCAAUAGGAAAAAUUGCAAGAGGUCACGCAUUUGUGCUUUCAAAAUUUAGAGAUAUUGCUGAUUAUAGCGAUUAUUAUCGAACUCAACUUGAGAGUAAAAUUAACUGUUGCGAAACUGAAUUAAAUUUAUGUCUGCAAUAUUCCAGGUUUUUAGCAAGCAUCAUAUUGUGGGAAAAUAAAGUAUAUUAUCACGGGAUGAAACUGUACUAUAAGUUAUAUGUAACAAGUUUGCCCCUUUUAUAUAUUUCUGGAGAUGAUGUAGUGAAGAACGGAUAUGUAUCCAGUCUUGUUUAUUAUCUUAAUUAUCAAGUGACUGAUCAAAUAACAUUAAUACUUAUCGAGUCAGUAAUAAAGAUGUUAAAAGAUGAGCGAAAUAUUUUUAAUGAAGUUAAUAGUUCCAAGAUAAUUCAUGAAUUGUAUGGAAUGACGUUGGCGAAGAAUCUUAAAAUAGGAGCAAGUGCAUUGAGAGCUUUAUGUGCAGCUACGGAACGGUACUUCCCAUUCAUUUCUGAAGAACUCCAAUCCAAAUUAUUUCCCAUUAUGUAUAAUAAGAAUUGUGUUCUUGCUAAAGAAGCGGGGAAAUUCUUUAUGCUUUCUCAGAGAAAAAUCAACGCUGAUGUUAAAGGAAUAUUAAUUGAUAUGGUAAAUUAUCGCAUUUGUUUACCAAUGUAUAAAAAUGUGCCUGAAGAUUUUGUUGAAUCGAUAAUCGAUGAGGCACACGAACUUUCCGAUUUUACAAUGAUAACUGAAAUGUCAUUGAGAAAUGAUCUAGAUUUAGAUUUUAAUCAAGAAGUUGUUUUAUUGGAAAUUUUUGCCCAUGCGGUUAUCAUUAAAAUGACUGGAACAUCAUUAAAACCAAGAGUUGAUUCCAAAGAAAUCUCUUAUAACCCCGAAGAGGUGGUUGAAAUCCUUAAUCAAAUACUACCUUCUUUACACAGGUUAUUCCAAAAAUAUUCCACCGAAACACAAUGUUUAAAUAAUCUAUUAUUGAUAAUGAACAAAAUACCACUCAACGACGUAAACUUAACCCAAUUUCACGAUAAAUUGUACCAAAUAAUUAAACUGUACCCAAAAUUAUUUGAACACACAAAUGAUAAAAUGUUAUUGUUAUCGAUAAGCGAAAAUUUGCGUCACUUUUCAUCGGAAUCAAGUCCAAUUCAUACAUUAUCUUCAGCUACAGUUCAAUGCAUAACUGAGAAAGUUUUAGCCGAAUAUGAGUCCGACUUCCAUAGUACAUGGAACGAUAACGUUCAAUACCACAUUAGCGGCGUUUUAGCGAAAUUAGCGGCUUUAAGAAAAUUCCAUCCUCCCAUGGAAAAUGAAAUUUUUACGCCAUUAAGACAGUUGAAUGAGUGUAAUGAAAAAGUGGUUGUUAACGAGUUGGAAUACGAGGCUUACUUUUUGUGUCAAAAAGUUAAUAAAUAUUUGCAAAAUGAGUUAGGAAUGUCGUCAAUACACGAAAUGUAUGAUAGUUUUUCCGAUGGACUAUGCCAAAUUUUGACAACGUUGAAAUCGAUGGAAUCAUUUACAAUCCUUCUUAACUGUUUCGUGGAUGUUCAUGUUUCUUUGAAAACAAUUCGGAAUGAACUUAAAAAUUCUUUAACAGAAGAUCAAGUAGAAAUUAUUUGUGUGUCAAUUAAAAAGAAGCUUGAAAAUAAUGAUGAAGAUUCUAUGAGUUUAGUGACGAAAUUUCUUAACUCAACCAAUGCCGUAACAAAUUCUAUUGCACUUUACAUUUUGGCACUUUUCAAUAAAUUCCAUUCUUUUUACGGCGAUAUUUAUGAAAGUAUGUUGGUAACUGCAUUCAAAGUUUCCCCUAAUGAAAUGUGUGCUGUAAUAACUGAAACCGUUCUGCGUGAAAUCACAAAUUUCGAAAGUGGACUUUGUACUGCAUGCGAAAAUUUUACUGAAAUAGAGGAAUUAUCAGCUAGAUAUUUUAGUGCAAUACCAAAAAAAUUCGUUCCUACAGCUGCAAUUGCUUGUAUAGAGCUUGGAGCUAAAUAUCCGUCUUAUAGUUCACUUUUGAAGGUUGUAAACAGCUUAUGUGUCGAACAAGUUAUAACCAAAGAUAAUUGGAAGGGUUUAGCUAGAAUACUGCGAACACGUAAGUUUCCUUCUGAAAAGCAAGAGGAACAAGCUAAUAGUUUAUUAGUAAUACUAGAAGAAAAAUGAGUUAAAAAGUUAUUAUACGAGAAGUAUUAUUUUGGUUUAAGAAUGUUGUGUUGUGUUUUGUUUUUAAUUUAAUUUGUAGUAGAUAUUAGAUUUUCGUUUCUGUUCAGUGCCACAAAAUAUGUUUAAUAACAAUAUUUUAUUUAUUUUAAAAGACGGCAAUAUCAGUAAAGAUUUUUUGAAAUUAAA